AUGGAGGGGUGCCAACUGCUAGUAGGCUGUAGGAUGGAGAUGGAGGAGGAAGCGUUCUUUGACUCGCGAGAGGAGCUCACGGCGUCGCCGGCGCCCAGCCCGGGCCCUGCAUUGCCGUGGUCGGGAAGCCUCGACAGUGUGUGCCAGAGGAGGGAGCGGUUCAUGAGAAGCAUGGGCCUAGAGUGCUGCCCGGCUCCCCUGCAGGCCGAUGCUGUUUCCACUGUGGGCGAUGUCGAGAAGGAGGAGGAGGUUGUGCCGGAAUUUGGGAGAUUGUGGUCGCAGUCGGAUGAGAAUGACUGCUCCAUGUCGAGUUGGUCCACGGAGGAGACGGGGAGCUCAGUGGAUGGUGCCUCGGAUGACAAUUCUGUCAGUGGAUCCAGCCGAGAUGAUGCUAGCAGCAAGGUGGGCUGGAGUUUCAGUUCAUUGUCCCUCAUCCAGAGGCUCAUGAGCCGCAGUGGUAAGCUUUCUGGUGUUCCCAAGGCGAUCGAGAGGAGGAGAAACGGAUGGCUUCGGAGGCUGGGCUUGAGGGCUGGUGUCCUCGAUCAUGGAGGUGAUGAAGCUAGCACCAGCUCCUCAGAGAGUGAGCAAAACAGGUGUGGAAGGUAUGAAAGGGUCAAGUUUCUUGCAAGUGGAGGCGAAGAUGGAGUUGUCAGGGUCUGGGGUGUCACACAGUCUGACUGCAAAAUUCCCAUGGAUGAUCCUUCUUGUGUUUACCUCAAAGCUCAUCGCCAGAGUGGCUUGGCUCCUGUCGAUGCUGACAAUGAGAAGAAAUGCAAAGUCAAGGGCGUGAAGCAAUCUGCAGAUUCUGCUUGUGUUGUGAUUCCAACAAUGGUGUUCCAGAUCUCAGAGGAACCAUUGCAUGAGUUCCGUGGUCACUCUGGUGAUGUACUGAAUCUGUCAUGGUCUAACAACAAGCAUCUACUGUCAGCAUCAACAGACAAAACUGUUCGCUUGUGGGAAAUUGGAUCUGCAAACUGCAUCACUGUUUUUCCACACAGCAACUUUGUGACUUGUGUCCAGUUCAAUCCAGCCAAUGAGCAUCGAUUCAUCAGUGGAUCAAUAGAUGGCAAAAUCCGUGUAUGGGAUAUUCCCAGAUGCAGUGUCAUUGAUUGGGUGGAUAUUAGAGACAUAAUAACAGCGGUUUGCUAUCGACCUGAUGGAAAGGGAGCAGUGGUUGGAACCAUUACUGGAAAUUGUCGAUUUUAUGAUGCAUCAGAUAAUCUGCUGAGGUUUGAGACACAAAUUGCACUCAGUGGCAAGAAAAAAUCUUCUCUUAAAAGAAUCACUGCUUUUGAGUUCUCCCCAAGCAACCCAAGUAAAUUAAUGGUUACCUCUGCUGACUCGAAGAUCAAAAUUCUUGAUGGAACCAUUGUGACUCAGAAUUAUAGUGGACUCCGAAGUGGCUCUUGCCAGUCAUUGGCAACAUUCACUCCUGACGGGCAGCAUAUAGUUUCUGCUAGUGAAGACUCCAACAUUUAUGUAUGGAACCAUGAAAACCAAGAUGAGCCUUCACUGAAACAUGCAAAAACCAUAUGGUCCUCAGAGCGCUUCCACUCCAACAAUGCAGCCAUCGCAAUACCAUGGAAUGGCCAAAAACCCAGAAACCCAGUCUCUUUGGCCUCUCAAAUUUUGUCACCACAAGGAGAUAACUUCUGGUGCAUGAGUAAAGCUGUUAAGUGCAGUUCCAGUCGCAGUGAAGAUUCUGCUAUUAAUAGUUUUGUGUCAAGAUUUGCUCCUGGUAUUUUCAAUUUGAAUCAGGAGUUCUCUGAGUCCACCUGCAGAAGUUCAGCAACCUGGCCAGAGGAAAUUCUGCCUUCUCGCUCAAUUCGUGCAAUUUUGGAUGAGUCACAGUACAAGUUCCUAAGGAACUGUUUCCAGACCACACCAAACUCCUGGGGUCAAGUGAUAGUUACUGCAGGAUGGGACGGCAAGAUUAGGUCGUUCCAGAAUUAUGGCUUACCAGCGCAUCAGUGA
Molecule: messenger RNA, 1974 nt
Organism: Miscanthus lutarioriparius
Lineage: Eukaryota; Viridiplantae; Streptophyta; Magnoliopsida; Poales; Poaceae
Source: the annotation of a GenBank genome assembly